AUGGUGGUCCCAACGUUGGUGUGCGUGGUUCUGCGGUCUUACACUCGAGUAGUCGUGAUCCAAUCCCACGGCGCCGACGACCACGUCUACAAUCUCGCUUUUAUCUGCCUGCUCUGCUACACCAUUUUCAUCACCAUCGCCGCCGAUUAUGGCUUUGGCCAGAGCGCCUCAACGUUGGAGCCAAGCGACCUCUCUAACGCGAUCCUUUUCGAGGCCAUCGGGCAGACAUUCGCGGUCGUAGGAAUGGCUGUUGCAAAAUGGUCACUGGGCCUGUUCCUGUUGCGCAUCAUCCACCUGAGGAUGCACAAGGUUCUGAUCUGGGUCGUCAUGGCCGCGCUUAUGGGGGCCAGCAUCUCUACCUGCUUUGUCUUCUGGCUGCAGUGCACGCCGCCGAAAUAUCUUUGGGACCGCAGCAUUCCAGGAGGAUACUGCCAGGUUGAUUCAACACCGGUGUCUAUGUUGUUGUGCAUCCUUUGUGUCCUGGCGGAUUUCUUCUUCGCCAUUUCUCCGUGGUUCUUUAUUUGGAACCUCCAGAUGGGUCGCCGGGAAAAGAUGGUGACUCUAAUUAGUCUGAGUCUUGGAGUCAUAGCUGGAGCAUUUGGCAUCAAAAGAACGAUUGACGUGCCUCAACUGUCAAGCCCUAAUUACACAAAAGACACAGUCGGCCUCAUAAUCUGGUCAGCCGCCGAAAUCGCCGUCACGAUGAUCUGCAUAGCCGUGCCCGUCUGCCGGCCGCUGUACAACCGCUUCCUCGACAAGUUCACAUCCCGAGGCACGGGCAGCUACGAGAGGCAGGACAAUUCCGGCCAGACCCCCGGGUUCGCACUCCACACCUUCGGCGGGAGCACCUUGUUGCCGCGGGGCGGGGCCGGGCAGCGGAUCGCGGGCAAGAGGCGGACGUCUCCGGGCGGGGACAGCAGCGAGCAGCCCAGCCUUGGGGAGCAGAAGAUGGGGAGUACCUCGACGUAUGCCAUCGCCAUUGGGACCAGGCAGGACGAGAAUCACAGCGACGAGGAGAUUCUGGGCGUUGAGGAGAGGGAUUCCGAGCGGCUGGGUCAGCCCGGGGCGAAUGCGAUCCGUGUCACGGAGGAGGUCAAGGUGACCAGAAGCUAG
Messenger RNA from Diaporthe citri, 1113 nucleotides. RefSeq lists its product as uncharacterized. The transcript has 5 exons. The record is from RefSeq and is a predicted model, not a curated record. Lineage: Eukaryota; Fungi; Ascomycota; Sordariomycetes; Diaporthales; Diaporthaceae. Bases 1 to 1113 code for a protein of 370 amino acids.